Messenger RNA from Triticum turgidum subsp. durum (durum wheat), 1776 nucleotides. NCBI's taxonomy places the organism in Eukaryota, Viridiplantae, Streptophyta, Magnoliopsida, Poales, Poaceae. The record is from the annotation of a GenBank genome assembly.
AUGGGAGAAUUCGCGGCGGCGGGCGAGGCGGGGAGCCAAGAAGCGGAGCAGGACGAGCAGGGGAUGCUGGCGACGGCGCUGGACGCCAUAAACUCGCUCAUCUCUGCCUCCUUCUCCGCCUCCCUCUUCCCGCUCAAGUGGCAGCUCGUCAGGGACAGGUUCAACCGGCUCCACGCCGGCCUCGCGGACAUCACCGUCAUCGCGGCCUCCGACGGCGAGGAGAGGCACGAGGCGUUCGAUGGCCUCCUACGGGACGUCGUUGGCGCGGUGAGGGAGGCGCGGGAGCUGGUGCCGCGGAGCCAGGGGCGGCACUACGGAGGCGGCAAGCUGCGGCUGCGGAGCGACCUCGACGUCGUCGCGUCCACGCUCGACACGCACCUGGCGCGGCUCGACGAGAUAUGCGCCUCGGGCUCGCUGACGCGCGCGCGGGCGCUCGUGGUGCCGCGGCCGUGCGCCGGCGCCAGCCGCGAGGACCUGCGGUUCUACGUGCGCGACCUCUUCGCCAGGCUCCGGGUCGGCGGGGCGGAGAUGCGGAGGGAGGCCGCCGCCGCGCUCAACGAGGUGCUGCGCGACGACGACAAGUGCGUGCGGGUCGUCGUGUCCGACGUCGCCGACGGAAUUGGCCUUCUCAUUGGGCUGCUCGAGUCCGCAGACGCUUGCGUCCAAGAAGAGGCCCUGGACGCCAUCUCGGUGAUCGCCGGGUAUGACGCUUCUUGCAAGGGCGACCUUGUCGGCGGCGGCGUCAUCGCUCCGGUGAUCCGGGUUCUUAACACGGGCGCCGGGACGGCGGCCAAGGAGAGGGCGGCGCGGGUGCUCAGCAAGCUCACGGAGAACGCCGACAACGCGUGGGCCGUCGCCGCGCACGGCGGCGUCACGGCAUUGGUCAACAUCUGCUCCGACCACCGUGCCAGCGGCGGCGAGCUCGUGUGCGCGGCGUGCCGUGUGCUGAUGAGCAUCGUGGGUGUUGAGGAGAUAAGGAAGUACAUGGUGGCCGACGCCGGGGCGGUACCGGUGCUCGUGUCGCUCUUGCAGGGCCCCAAGGACGAGGAGGCGCAAAUCCAGGCAAUGGAGCUCCUCGCGGCGAUCGCCUCCGGAGACAGCUCAUCCAGGGAGGUGGUGCUCCAAGAAGGCACAGCCGAGUCCCUCGUCCGCGCGCUGGACCCGGGCAUCCCGCGCUCCUCAAAGGCACGGGAGGUGGCGCUCCGCGCCAUCGACGCUCUCUGUUUCUCGUCGCCGGACUCGAUCGACCGGCUCAUCGGCGCCGUCUUCCUCAACCGCGUGCUCUUCUUCCUCCGCAACGGCGACACCACGCUGCAGCACUGCGCCCUAAAAGCAGCACACCGGCUGUGCCACGUGUCGGAGGAGACCAAGAAGGCGAUGGGGGACGCCGGGUUCAUGCCGGAGCUGGUGGGCAUCGUCCAGGCGGCCAAAUCCCUGGAGACGAGGGAGAUGGCGGCGGAGGCGCUCUGCGCCAUGAUGUCCGUGCACUGCAACCGGAAGCGCUUCGUCCAGGAUGACCGCAACGUGGCGCAGGUGCUGCAGCUGCUAGGCCCCGACGAGGAGAAGCCCUCGCCGGCGAAGCGGUUCUUGCUGUCGACACUGGUGCAUCUGGCGGACAGCAACUCCGGCCGGAGGAAGAUCAUGUCAUCGGAGCACGUGAGGAACCUCGAGAAGCUUGCAGAGACCAACGUGACGGACGCCAAGAAGAUCGUGAAGAAGCUCGGCGGGAGCAAGCUGAGGAACAUGUUCCAUGGCAUUUGGAGCCUGCGACCUUGA